Oryza sativa Japonica Group (Japanese rice) is the source of this 2981-nucleotide messenger RNA. RefSeq names its product protein ALTERED PHOSPHATE STARVATION RESPONSE 1. The record is from RefSeq and is a predicted model, not a curated record. Lineage: Eukaryota; Viridiplantae; Streptophyta; Magnoliopsida; Poales; Poaceae.
GGCAAAGGAGGGUUCUUUGGUGCUGUCCUGGGGGGUUUCGGUUGGGUUUAGGGUGCAGUGUGCUUGUGAUUGUUGCUUGGCUUCCUGUGCUGCAUUAUUUUUGUUGAUUUUGUUGGUGAUUUGCGAUUUGUGAGGACCACAUUGGACUGGGAUUUUGGUAGCAACUAGCAAGAAGGAAGAGAAUACUAUAUGUGGGGAACUAUUUUAUUUUAGCCCUCUCUUUAUGUUUUUCUUUUCUCCCCUUUUGCCCAUGUCGUGGUGGUAGGGCACACUUAUUGUUUUUUUUUUAAUCUAAAGAACCUGAGCCUGCUGGGUCAUUUCAUCAGGAUUUGGUAUCUGCAUCGAGAAAGAUUAUGGCAUUGUGGGUGUUGCUUUUGAGGUGGUGAAUUUAUGAAUCUAUGAAUCUAUGAUGUUGUUGUUACUUGGUCAGAGCUAGGAAUCGGAGAAAGAUCCAAGGACUGAAGACUACUGCCAGUUUCAGGGAGGAAUUCUACUCAGUGGUAGCUUGUGGUUGUAGCUGGUCUUUUGAUGAAUCUGUUGGUCUCAAAAACAUUGUAGAAUAGUAUUUGUUGGUUCGUUGAACACAAUGGGUUCUUCGCCAUCCAAAGCCACUGGUGAGGAUGCCCUAGUUCUAUGCAAGGAGCGAAUGCGCCAUAUCAGGCGAGCUAUUGAUUCAAGAGAUGCACUGUCGGCAUCACACCUAUCAUAUACUCAGUCCCUCCGUAGUGUGGGUACUGCAUUGCGGCGGUAUGCAGAGUCUGAGAUCUCACCAGAAUCAUCACUGUCCAUUUCAGAAGCAGAUAAGUCACCAUCACAUUCUUCUAUGGCUUCUCCAUCACCUUCUCGAGCAGUAGAGAGCACUGGCUCCCCAGUACAUCGAGGUAGUCAGCUGACUCCUCCCUCAACAAAGAUCCAUUACAUGAAAGCAGCAGGAACAAAACCUUUGACGUUCACUAUUGAUCCAUCUGCUGCUGACUUUGUGGGGCAAGAAUCCCCGGUAUCUACCUUUGUGCCACCACCACCACCAUUGCCCCCUGAAUUAUGUACCUCGUGGGACUUCUUCGAUUCCAAUUAUACUUCUGGUAGUGCCACCUCAAAUAAUGAGAAUGGAGUGACAUUAAAUUUUAGUAGAUUGAAGGGCCUGAGAGAUUCAAGGGAAUCUGAAGCAGUCUCGCUGAGAGAAGAAACAACAAACAGGUCUGAUCGAAUGCACCCAGAGCUUCCUGGUGAUAAUGCAGCACCUAAGCAAGAAGCCCAAGCAAAGAAAGGUGGGAUGAGUAAGCCAAGUGGAUCGGUUGAGGUUACAACUGAAGCUACUACUUCUGGGCAAGUUGGAGCAAAGGUGGAGGAAGAUGACAUGGAAAAAGAAUUGUGCACAGAAGCAGAAGACCCUUCAGAGUUCAUCACUCAUAGAGCAAAAGAUUUUGUGUCAAGCAUGAAAGACAUUGAAACUCGGUUUGUACGUGCCGCAGAAGCUGGGAAUGAGGUUUCCAGAAUGCUUGAGACAAAGAAGAUCAGACUUGAUAUAUGUGCUAAGAUUCCAGGUUCUCCAGGCAAGCCACCUACUGCCCGAUUUGUGUCCGCACUUCGAGUCUGCUGCAAUCGUGAGAAUAUUCUCAACCAGGAAACUGCACAGAAUAUCUCAAAAGUUGUCACUUGGAAGCGUUCUGUAUCAUCUUUGUCCUCAUCAUCUAAGAGUCCACUUACAGCAGCAAUGAUUACUGAUGAUGUGGGUGAUAGUAACAGUGAUUUUGUUGAGCAAUUCGCCAUGGUAUCUGGAAGCCACUCGUCUACCUUGGAUAGGUUACAUGCUUGGGAGAGAAAACUACAUGAUGAAAUCAAGGCUAGUGAACAUGUUAGAAAGACUUAUGAUGAGAAAUGUAACCUUCUCCGGCGCCAAUUUGCACGAGGUCUAAAUGCUCAACUGAUUGAUAAGACCAGAGCUGUUGUGAAGGAUCUUCAUUCCAGGGUGUCUGUUGCGAUCCAGGCUGUUGAUGCAAUAUCAAAAAGAAUAGAGAAGAUAAGGGAUGAAGAACUGCAGCCACAACUUGUCGAGCUGAUCCAAGGGUUAAUCAGAAUGUGGAAAGCAAUGUUAGAAUGCCACCACAAACAAUUCAUCACAAUAUCACUGGCAUACCAUGUCAAGAGUUCGACCAUGGUGCAGCAAGGUGAGCACCACCGCAGGGCCGCAGCGCAUCUCUGGAACGAGUUGGACUGCUUCUCGUCCAGCUUCAGGAUCUGGGUCACUGCUCACAAGUCCUACGUCGAGUCCCUCAACGCGUGGCUCCAGAAGUGUGUCCUGCAGCCAGCCCAGGACAGACGGAGGCGCAAGCGCAAGGUCUCUUUCCCUCCCCGCCACGCGCUCUCCCCUCCGAUCUUUGUCCUCUGCAGAGACUGGCUUGCCAUGAUGGAGUCACAGUCACUCCCCACAGAUGAGCUCUGCAAGUCCAUCAAAGAGGUGAUGCAGCUCCUGCGCGGUUCGUUUGACCACCCGGCCGAUCAUCAGGACAAAACGACGACCGAAUCGCAGUCUAGAAACGAGUCGCAGGAAUGUGGGAUGCUGGAGAAUAACGAGCAGGAGGUGAGUGGAAGCGUGGAAGCAGUGGAAGGGUUGCAGUCAAAGCUAACUACGGUUCUGGAUCGCCUGACAAAGUUCUCAGAGGCUUCACUGAAGCACUACGAGGAGCUCAAGCAGAAUUAUGAGAUAGCUCGUGAUGACUACCAGACGGGUCGAUCAAAUGCCCAUCUUGUUUAGUCUGAUGAUGAUCCUAGGUCUACAAUUUUCAACCCUAUGAUUCUAUUCCUACUAGUAGUAUUCUAGUUGAACAUCUGAGAGUAUUUUGGUACAUAUAGUACGUUAAUGAUGAGGUUGUAAUACAUAUAUGUUGGGUUAAGGGUUACAGUUGCAAAAAUAUACUUCGGUACUAUAUUUGCCAAAGCUCAAGGAUUGUCAGAAUGGCCCAACAGAUUGUUCAUUAGGA